This is a messenger RNA of Pangasianodon hypophthalmus (striped catfish), 2406 nucleotides long. It is a transcript of the gene syngr3a, whose product is annotated as synaptogyrin 3a. NCBI's taxonomy places the organism in Eukaryota, Metazoa, Chordata, Actinopteri, Siluriformes, Pangasiidae. The record is from RefSeq and is a predicted model, not a curated record. The transcript is spliced from 4 exons. Bases 92 to 778 code for a protein of 228 amino acids. Gene Ontology annotation, cellular component: synaptic vesicle membrane; neuromuscular junction.
UGUGUGUGUGUGUGUGUGUGUGUGCGCGCGCGCGCGCAAGUGUGUAUCCAUCUCGACCCUCACAGCCUGAAUCAUAGCAGAAGGGGGGAAAAUGGACGGAGUGGGGUCUUUCGGUGCUGGAAGAGCUGGGGCUGAAUUCGACCCCAUCAGUUUUAUACAACAGCCGCAGACCAUUCUUAGGAUAUUAGCAUGGAUUUUCUCAAUGGUGGUAUUUGGCUCGAUAAUAAACGAAGGCUAUGUAAACAUCGGAAGUGAGACUCUCCAUUGUGUUUUCAACAAGAACAAUGAUGCCUGCAAUUACGGUAUCACCAUUGGUCUCAUAGCCUUUUUGGCAAGCAUCUUCUUCUUUGUCCUUGACAUGAAGUUCCAACAAAUCAGCAGUGUUAAAGACAGGAAGAAGGCAGUGCUGCUGGAGAUUGGAUUUUCAGGUUUGUGGACGUUCCUGUGGUUUGUAGGUUUCUGUUUCUUGGCUAACCAAUGGCAGCGCACUACACCAGACAAGCUGCCACUGAACCAGGGAGCUGAUGCAGCCAGAGCUGCCAUAGCCUUCUCCUUCUUCUCCAUCUUCAGCUGGGCUGGUCUGACUGUGAGGGCAGUGCAGAAGUAUCUUCUGGGGACGGACAUGUCCCUCUUCACCACAGAACAUCAGGAUGGCAACCAACCUAUCCAGCCGUACCCCACUGUGCCUGGCACAGAGACCACCGAUGUGUACCAGAGUCCACCUUUCACUGAGAAACCGGACUCCAACGCCCCGACUUACCAGGUGCCAAUUUACUAGAGGUACCUAUUAGGGUCCAUGUGCAAUGUAACUGAUCCGUCAAAGGUAGUAUGAAUGCAGGAAGAGGCUCUGGCCUUUCUUCAAGCUGACAUGGUGUGACAGUGUUCAUAGGUAGUGCUGUGCUGUGACCUUCUGUACAAGAGUUUGUCGAUUGUGACUUUUUAUUUAAUUUGGGUCUAUAUGGAUAGUUAAACAUUAAUUUAUCAGGUUGAAUUGGAGGGGAAAUUAAAUAAGACAUCUCUUCUAUGUAUGACAGGAUCUAUUCUGGUCCUUCUAGGUCACCAAAUCAAGGAAAAGUCAGCUAUGUUUUUAAGAAAUAAAGGGAGAACCUAAAAACAGCGUGUGAUUAAAACGUCGGCAUUGUUUACCCUAUGGGAAAGAAAAAUAUGCAUGUGCAACAUAUUCAGAAAGCGUUUAACUGUCAUGCAUCAAAGAUAAUAACUUGAAACAUUACACUGAGUGUUUAUGUGGAGAUAUGAAGUGCAAUAUUUAAAAUAUAUUAAGUAUGAAAGAAGUCUUCAGAUUAUAUUAAAAUAUGUUUACCAGUUACAACCUGCCAAACUGUAUGUUAGAGUGCAGUCUUGCUCAAAUGGAGACGCCAUUGUAGGUACCUGUCUUCUGUGUUGAAGGUUAUCUCAAGCAGCGUGUCAAUUCAGUGCUUAAUUUAGAGAAGGCAGUGGAAGUAUUUGCGUCUGCAUCAAGAAUGCACCGUUCAGUGUUUGUUCAAGUGUACUUUACUAGGUGUACACCACAGACGGUAUAAUUAUGAAAAUAGGGGUUUAAAUCAUGCAGCUCAUGUGAAAUAAUGAAGCAAGCUACUCACAUUUGUUCCAAUAACCUCUUAGCUGCUUAAGAGAAAAAUGUGUAUACAACUGCAAUCAAGAAAGGUGCAGUGUGCCACGAUGAGAACAAUCACACAUGAACAUUUUACUAAAAGCAGACCUAAAAUAGAAUCCUUUUGGCAUAAACAGUCUUAGGAAAAGCUCUUACUCUAAAACACAAAGUCUUGCUGAAUGGUGAGGAAUAAAUUAAAACAUUAGCUGGACAGUAGAGUUUGUUUUUAAGUUGUUAAAAUGAUGUUGUUAAAAUGUUUGGUGGCCAUCAGUGCUUCGUCUGAUAUGUAGUAGGAUAUCACUAACAUUUCUGUGUUCUCAGAUAGGAAAGCCUACAAAAUGAUACUGACUGUAAUUCAAUACAUGACAUAAAUGGAGUGUUUGUGAAAGUGAUCAGGGUUUUGUGUUUCCUGUACCAACACUAAAAAAAAAAAAAAAAAAAAAAACUUUAUGGACCACUGCUUCCGUCCGAUCGGGUCACAUUUAUUGUAGUAACUGCUUGGAAAAAAAUUGCACCAGAAAAAAACUGGAGAUAUCCACUCAUGUACACACAAUGUCUGCUCGUGUUUUUUUUUUUUUUUUUUUUUUUUUAAAUAACCCUCUCAAGUGCAACAUAUGCACAAGACAAAAAGGAUUAUAAAUACAGCCCCAAAACUUACGUUAUGUUCUACUGUAACCUCUGGCAUCAUAUCCCAUCUUGUAUGUUAAUGCUGUACACAAAAGACUUACUGUUGUCAAUUCAAAUGUGUUUGGACUGCAGUCAUUAAAAUAAAAAGAUAUGUUUUUUCAUGAGAA